AUAUUGCUCCAGUAUUUAUGCCAAAGACACACCAGCACACAGACACUGGGAGAAGGACGUCUCACAUCCUUGGUGCUCUAGACCCCAGUUCACUUGGCCACAUUCGCCAUGUGUGAAGAGGAGACCACUGCACUCGUGUGCGACAAUGGCUCCGGCCUGUGCAAGGCUGGUUUUGCAGGAGAUGAUGCCCCCCGGGCUGUCUUCCCCUCCAUCGUGGGCCGCCCUCGCCACCAGGGUGUAAUGGUGGGAAUGGGCCAGAAAGACAGCUACGUGGGAGAUGAGGCUCAGAGCAAGCGCGGGAUCCUAACUCUCAAAUACCCCAUUGAACACGGCAUCAUCACCAACUGGGAUGACAUGGAGAAGAUCUGGCACCACUCCUUCUACAAUGAGCUGCGGGUAGCACCUGAGGAGCACCCCACCCUGCUCACCGAGGCCCCCCUAAAUCCCAAGGCCAAUAGGGAGAAGAUGACACAGAUCAUGUUCGAAACCUUCAAUGUCCCUGCCAUGUACGUCGCCAUUCAAGCUGUGCUCUCCCUCUAUGCCUCUGGACGCACGACAGGCAUUGUCCUGGAUUCAGGGGACGGCGUCACCCACAACGUCCCCAUCUAUGAGGGCUACGCACUGCCCCAUGCCAUCAUGCGCCUUGACCUGGCUGGCCGCGACCUCACGGACUACCUCAUGAAGAUCCUCACAGAGAGAGGCUACUCCUUUGUAACCACAGCUGAGCGAGAAAUUGUUCGAGACAUCAAGGAGAAGCUGUGUUAUGUGGCCCUGGAUUUUGAGAAUGAGAUGGCCACAGCAGCCUCAUCUUCCUCCCUGGAGAAGAGCUAUGAGCUGCCAGACGGGCAGGUCAUCACCAUUGGCAAUGAGCGUUUCCGCUGCCCCGAGACCCUCUUCCAGCCUUCCUUCAUUGGCAUGGAGUCUGCUGGAAUUCAUGAAACAACCUACAAUUCCAUCAUGAAGUGUGACAUUGACAUCCGUAAGGAUUUAUAUGCCAACAAUGUCCUCUCCGGGGGCACCACCAUGUACCCUGGCAUUGCUGACAGGAUGCAGAAAGAGAUCACAGCCCUGGCCCCCAGCACCAUGAAGAUCAAGAUUAUUGCUCCCCCAGAGCGGAAGUACUCGGUCUGGAUCGGGGGCUCCAUCCUGGCUUCUCUCUCCACCUUCCAGCAGAUGUGGAUCAGCAAGCCCGAAUAUGACGAGGCAGGGCCCUCCAUUGUCCACAGGAAGUGCUUCUAAUUCUAAAGUCAGAACAGGUUCUCUUGAGACUGUUCUGUUACCAAUCACGAGACAUUAAAACCUGCAAGCCUUA
Molecule: messenger RNA, 1312 nt
Organism: Loxodonta africana (African savanna elephant)
Lineage: Eukaryota; Metazoa; Chordata; Mammalia; Proboscidea; Elephantidae
Gene: ACTG2
Product: actin gamma 2, smooth muscle
Exons: 9
Coding region: 109-1239 (376 amino acids)
Source: RefSeq, a predicted model, not a curated record